Messenger RNA from Myxocyprinus asiaticus (Chinese sucker), 1050 nucleotides. It is a transcript of the gene zar1l, whose product is annotated as zygote arrest 1-like. Gene Ontology annotation, molecular function: mRNA base-pairing post-transcriptional repressor activity. The transcript is spliced from 4 exons. The record is from RefSeq and is a predicted model, not a curated record. The coding region runs from base 1 to 927 and encodes 308 amino acids. NCBI's taxonomy places the organism in Eukaryota, Metazoa, Chordata, Actinopteri, Cypriniformes, Catostomidae. Gene Ontology annotation, cellular component: cytoplasm. Gene Ontology annotation, biological process: translation.
AUGGACGAGUUUCUCAUUCCACCUUACGACUGUGGAGGGUAUCCUGGCUACUUCCCCUUUUAUAACGGAAAGCCGAAAUUCAAGCAGCAAAACUGGAACAAAAAGGGAAACAACGUGUAUGUGCCGCCAGAUGUCCCCGACUAUUUUGACGUUUAUAAGCGUGCUCAGUUAAAAGCGUUAUUAUCUCAGGUGAACCCUAACCUAACCCCGCGCCUGCGCAAGGCCAACACGCGGGAGUUCGGUGUCCAGGUGAACCCAAAGGUAGAUGCCACUGUGCAGUGCUCGCUCGGCCCCAAAACGCUGUUUUAUCGCGGGGAUAAGUGGGCGUCUCGGAAGACAAGCCCUUUGAAAGACACACUGCCUAGCACUCCCAUCAGCGCCGUGCGCUUCUCCCGCCCUGUCGCCAUUUACUCUCCCGUGUUCGACCGCAGGAUUUUCUCCUUAUCCACGACUGCCGCUGAAAGUAAAGACGAUGAAGGGGACGAAAAUAAAGACGAAAGCUUCAAGACGGACAGUGAAUCGGACAGUGAAACAUGUGAACAGGAUGAAGUCACUCACAACGAAGCGCGGCCAGAGAGGGCAGUAAUUCAGCGAAAUAAACGGUCCAACUUUCAGUUUCUGGAGCAGAAAUAUGGAUUUUAUCACUGCAGUAAGUGCAAUAUUCGAUGGGAAAGUGCGUUUGUGUGGUGCAUCUCGGGAACCUCCAAGGUGUACUUCAAGCAGCUCUGCAGAAAGUGCCAAGCAGGACUGAAUCCAUAUAGGGUGGAGUCCAUUCAGUGCAAGGUUUGCUGUAAGACUCAUUGCUGCUGUGAACGGAAGCAGAGGCACAUUGACAUGCGCCGUCCUCACCGUCAGGAUCUGUGUGGCCGCUGUAAGGGCAAAAGCCUUUCCUGUGAUACCAUCUACAGUUUCAAAUACAUAGUCUGAUUGCUCUGGUCUGACCGUUAAUGUUUUUUAGAGUCUCUGCAGAUGUGGCCCAAGGAUGUUAUUGGGUGGAAUGUAUUGUAUUCCAAUAAAUUUUGUAAAUUUAUAAAACUUGAAUAAAGUAUU